UUAGAACUGGCAGGAUCCUCCCUUAGUGAGGGAUUGGUGGCCAUAAGCAAGGAGCCCAAGGUGGAGGGGAUAUGCAUGUGUGUGGAGGGGUCAACUCCUCGUAAUCUUCAAGUACUUUUGGUAACAAUUUUUAAUUGCACAAGCGAUAUAUAAAGACAUUUUCUUUGCAACAUAAAAUGAUAGGUUAAGACUCCUUAUGCAGAUAAGGUUUAGACACUUGUUUAAGGAGCAUCCUGGCCCACCUUUUAAAAAAUGUGUAUGCAUUCACGUUAGGGAAUUUUUUUCCCUGGGGCAUGGGGCAUGUCAUGGGGUAGACAGUCAGGUACGUCUCCUCUACCCAGCUGAUUCUCUUUUUUUUUGGAGACGGAGUCUUGCUCUGUCGCCCAGGCUGGAGUGCAGUGGAGCGAUCUCUGCUCACUGGGAGCUCCGCCUCCCGGGUUUACGCUAUUCUCCUGCCUCAGCCUCCGGAGUAGCUGGGACUACAGGCGCCCGCCACCACGCCCGGCUAAUUUUUUGUAUUUUUAGUAGAGAUGGGGUUUCACCGUGUUAGCCAGGAUGGUCUCGAUCUCCUGACCUCGAGAUCGGCCCGCCUCGGCCUCCCAAAAUGCUGGGAUUACAGGUGUGAGCCACCGCGCCCGGCCUUCUCUCUUUUCUCCUUUUCUUUCCUUUCCUCCCUCCUUUCCUUCCUUCCUCCCUCCUUCCCUCCCUCCCUCCUUUCCUUCCUUCCUUCCUCCCUCCUUCCCUCCCUCCCUCCUUUCCUUCCUUCCUUGCUUCCUUCCUUCCUUUUUCUUCCCUCCCUGCUUUCUCUCUCUCUCUCUCUUUUAUUUUUUUGAGACAGAGUUUCACUCUUGUUCUCCAGGCUGGACUGCAAUGGUCUGAUCUUGGCUCGCUGCAACCUCGGCCUACUGGGUUCAAGCGAUUCCCCUGCCUCAGCCUCCCAAGUAGCUGGGAUUACAGGAGCCCUCCGCCAUGCCCGGCUAAUUUUUGUAUUUUUAGUAGAGGUGGGGUUUCUCCAUGUUGGCCAGGCUGGUCUGGAACUCCUCACCUCAGAUGAUCCCCCCACCUCGGCCUCCCAAAGUGCUGGGAUUACAGGCGUGACCCACCGCGCCUAGCCCCCAGCUUCUUUCACCAGCAGAAGGCGGGCAAGCCUCAGGGUGAGAGGACUUCAAAGCACAUUUCACAUUGCAGAGGACAGGGUUUGGUGGUCGUGGGUACUCCCUUCCCUUCCAUCGUUUAGUUUUUUUCAUUGGGAAGAAAUGGUAAAAGGUGCUAGGACUCGAUGGGCACAUUUCGGGUGGAGGUUGGGAAGGUGGAUAUCCACCUGUCGAUCUUACUAUUUUCACUUUCCACCCCGCCCCGUAGAAAGUGGGAAAACUGGCACACGUGAAUCCAAGGGCACGCCUGUGUGCGCGCGCACCCCAGGGCACCAGCACCCCCCCCCCCCCCCCCGGCAGGUCCUUGAUUGGACGCCUGUUUACACCUGACUGCCCGGCCCUCCGGUGCUUUCCGGGAAGCGUUUGGGAGAAAAGUGUGUGGCCGCAGUAGUGGAGAUCCCCUGUCUUAGGAUUCGUCACCGCUACGCCCAGACCUCUUCGCCGUCCAAGAGCCUGGGGCCGUGGGGGGCGGGGCGGCCUGCUAUCGGCCCCGCCUCUCUCGGCCCCGCCCGGCCGACAGGACCCGCCUCUCUCCCCAGGCCCGGCGGGGCCGACCCCGCCUCUCGCUCCCAGCAUGCCGUGCGACAGCGGCGGCGCGGCGGGCGGAGCCGGGAAGCGGGGAAGCAGUGGCCGUGUGAGCGUGAGGAGCUGCCGCCACCGCCUGCUCCUCGUCGUCCUCGUCCUCCGGGGCCCCGGCGACGUGGGCCGCGCACGGCCCUGGAAGAGACGUCGCCUCCCCUUCAUCCGCCUCUCUCUCACCGCGCCGCUCCCGCCUCCUCGUCCUGCGCUGCGGGCUCAGGCGGAACCCGGAACGGCAGUCCUCUUUCCCCGCCCGCCGCCGCCUCCUCCUUCUCGGCUUCCUCCUCAGCCCCGGGCCGGAGCGGGGUGUUGGCGGCGGCCGGUUCGGGCGGCGACUCGCGCUUCUCUGGGCGGCGGCGCUUGGCCAUGUCGUGUCGGGGAAGGUAAUGAGCCGCAGAGCCCCGGGGUCUCGGCUGGGCGGCGGCGGCGGCGGCGGCGGCGGCGGCGGCGGCGGCGGCAGCGGCGGCAGCACCAACGGCACCAAGUAUUCGUGGAGCUGGAAUGACUGGCAACCCAGAACUGAUAGUGCAUCAGCCGACCCAGGUAAUUUAAAAUAUUCUUCAUCCAGAGAUAGAGGUGGUUCUUCCUCUUACGGACUGCAACCUUCAAAUUCAGCUGUGGUGUCUCGGCAAAGGCCCGAUGAUACCAGAGUCCACGCUGACAUACAGAAUGACGAAAAGGGUGGCUACAGUGUCAAUGGAGGAUCUGGGGAAAAUACUUAUGGUCGGAAGUCGUUGGGGCAAGAGCUGAGGGUUAACAAUGUGACCAGCCCUGAGUUCACCAGUGUUCAGCAUGGCAGUUGUGCUUUAGCCACCAAAGACAUGAGGAAAUCACAGGAGAGAUCGAUGUCUUUUUGUGAUGAGUCUCGACUGUCAAAUCUUCUUCGGAGGAUCACCCGGGAAAACGACCGAGACCGAAGACUGGCUACUGUAAAGCAGUUGAAAGAAUUUAUUCAGCAACCAGAAAAUAAGCUGGUACUAAACAGUUGGAUAAUAUCUUGGCUGCUGUACAUGAUGUGCUUAAUGAAAGUAGCAAAUUGCUUCAGGAGUUGAGACAGGAGGGAGCUUGCUGUCUCGGCCUUCUUUGUGCUUCUCUGAGCUAUGAGGCUGAGAAGAUCUUCAAGUGGAUUUUUAGCCAAUUUAGCUCAUCUGCAAAAGAUGAAGUUAAACUCCUCUACUUAUGUGCCACCUACAAAGCACUAGAGACUGUAGGAGAAAAGAAAGCCUUUUCAUCUGUAAUGCAGGAUACAGUUGGUAUAUUAGUUGGAUGGCAUAGAGAUCAUACUCAGAAACCUUCGCUCACGCAGCAGGUAUCUGAGUUUGGAGCCAUUUUGGGUAGCUGAUCUUGCAUUUUCUACGCCUCUUCUUGGUCAGUUUCUAGAAGAC
Messenger RNA from Gorilla gorilla gorilla (western lowland gorilla), 3118 nucleotides. RefSeq names its product putative L-type amino acid transporter 1-like protein MLAS. Gene Ontology annotation, cellular component: membrane. Bases 2120 to 2785 code for a protein of 221 amino acids. The transcript is spliced from 8 exons. NCBI's taxonomy places the organism in Eukaryota, Metazoa, Chordata, Mammalia, Primates, Hominidae. Gene Ontology annotation, biological process: neutral amino acid transport; amino acid transmembrane transport. The record is from RefSeq and is a predicted model, not a curated record. Gene Ontology annotation, molecular function: L-amino acid transmembrane transporter activity; neutral L-amino acid transmembrane transporter activity.